Molecule: messenger RNA, 1050 nt
Organism: Moesziomyces aphidis
Lineage: Eukaryota; Fungi; Basidiomycota; Ustilaginomycetes; Ustilaginales; Ustilaginaceae
Source: the annotation of a GenBank genome assembly
AUGGCCAUCACGCUGCAGACAGUGCUUCCGAGCAAAGUGCUGCCGCGUGCGCCCAGUCCGAACUCGGCGUCGCCCAACCCAGGCGUACGCUCGUCCAUCACGCAGUUCAUCCCAGCCUCGCCCGACGCCUCGCUCGACCGGGAUGCGUUUGCCACCUCGAGCGCCGGUCCGAAUGCACUCGACGCUCCAUUCACCCCUGGGGGCAGUCAGUAUGCUCAUACACGCAGUCGCGGUCUCAGCACGAGCUCGAACGCUCAGAGCGUAUACAGCGCUGAUAGUGGCACAGCUGGGCUGAAGAGUCCCAUGUCACCGAUCGCGCUCGGGCGCAAGUCGAUGUCCGCCGGCGCAGGGUCGCGCAGGGGCAUUGCGCACAGCAUCCGCGUGCUCGGCGUGGAUCGCGUUGCGGACGUAUUCGACAUGGCCCCGCUCAGCAGCGGUCAGGUCGAUGUCUCUUUCGAAGCGACGCUGCGAGCACAGCCACCAAGCGGCAAGGGAAAGAACCGCGCUCGUGAUCCUCUCGACGACACCGAAGCACAGGCGCUGUUUGAUGUCGACCUCGAGUCCGGUCAGCCUGCGUUGAACCAGUCGCGAGCGACUAGAUUGUUGCAGCUCGGAGCGCAGUCGAUGCCAUGGAGCAAGUCGCGAGCACGGACGUCGACCGAUGCAACCCCACCCGCUGUGCCGUCGUCUCUACCCCGUUCGCUCGACAUUCCGCGCGAACAUGGUGGCCUAUCGGACGAUGAAGACAAGCAAGAAGGCGGGAUCGAGGACGAGGAAGGUGGGGACGAUGAUCGGCAGCAUCUGCUGUACAGUGGAGGCGAGACAGACCGGCCGGGCUUCUUUGCACCGGGAGACCGAAGUUUCGGCUACCACACGCUCGGGGCUGCACCCGGCGGUUACGGUGGCAGGGUGGGGUUCGAGCCGCUGCUGUGGAGGGAGCGCAUCUGGAUGAUUAUCAGUGCGUGCCUUGUUGCGGUGGUCGUGGUCGUGGCCAUCUUGAUCAGCAUCGAUGUGAUUGAUUGGCCGGGCGACGGGAUCGGAAACAACUAA